This is a messenger RNA of Impatiens glandulifera, 2533 nucleotides long. Its product is annotated as pentatricopeptide repeat-containing protein At3g53360, mitochondrial. Gene Ontology annotation, molecular function: RNA binding; protein binding. The record is from RefSeq and is a predicted model, not a curated record. The coding region runs from base 142 to 2442 and encodes 766 amino acids. Gene Ontology annotation, biological process: RNA modification. Lineage: Eukaryota; Viridiplantae; Streptophyta; Magnoliopsida; Ericales; Balsaminaceae. The transcript has a single exon.
ACAACGCACGUCCAAGAGUUGAUUAUAAUUUUUCUUAGUAAAGGUGGUUCUUUUCUUUCUUUCUUAGGGAAGAUGUCAUUAGUCUCUCUUUUGUCAUGAUUCCUGCUGCUUCCUUCUCGGGCCAUCUAAAUUAGUAUACUGAUGCAUAAUAUACUUCCAAGAUUGCGAUUUGCAGUUGAUACUGUUAGAAGCAAGGUCCCGGUUACUUUAACUUGCAGUAAUUUCAAAACUGAGCAGUCGAGCAAUGAUUACAUUAGCUCUUUCUGCAAUAGGAAUCAAUUCAGGGAAGCUCUUGAGGCAUUUGAUUUAUUAUGUAAGAAUACUAAUUUUCAUGUGAAACCCAGCACUUAUGCUCGCCUGUUAUCUGCAUGUUCUUCAUUGGGAUCUUUAAAACUAGGUAGAGAUGUCCAUAAUCAUAUGUUAACUUAUGGCUGCCAACCAGAUAUAAUUAUUGGAAAUCGUCUAGUUACCAUGUACGGGAAAUGUGGUUCAAUGGAGGAUGCUAGAAAGGUGUUCGACGAAAUGCCUGAAAGAAACCAAGUUUCUUGGGCUUCAAUAAUAGCUGGUUAUUCACAGCACGGCCAUGGAACUGAUGCCCUCCAGUUAUUUGUUGAAAUGCGGAAGUUGGGCUUGAUGCCUGAUCAGUUUAUUUUUGGGAGUAUUAUAAGAGCUUGCUCAAGCUUGGUUGAUAUUAUUUUAGGAAAACAGUUGCAUGCACAAAUAAUUAAAUCACAGGCAGGUUAUGAGUUGAUUUCUCAAAAUGCCUUGCUUGCUAUGUACUCCAAACUAGGACUAAUUGAUGAUGCUUGGAACUUGUUUUCUAGUAUUGCAUCAAAAGAUUUGAUUUCAUGGAGUUCAAUUAUUUCGGGUUUGUGGCAAACUGGCUACGAAUUAGAAGCAAUGUUGUGUUUCAAGGAGAUGCUCUCUCAAUGUGCUUACCAACCAAAUGAAUUUGUUUUUGGUAGUGUUUUCAGUGCUUGUGGAAGACUCUUAGAACAAGACUAUGGCAGACAGAUACAAGUGGUAAGUAUAAAAUAUGGGUUUGGUAGGGAUAAUUAUGUAAUUUGCUCACUAGCUGAUAUGUAUGCUAAAUGUGGUCUACUUCACUCUGCAAAACUAGCAUUCUCUCAAAUAGAAAGACCCGAUUUAGUUUCUUGGAAUACGAUUAUUAUAGGUUUUGCAUGUGGUGGUGAAAUUGAUGAAGCCAUGUCAUUUUUUUCAAAGAUGAGGGAGCUUGCAUUAUUCCCGGAUGGAAUUACCAUUCGCUCAUUGCUUUGUGCAUGUACAAAUCACGAUAGUUUUCAUCGCGGUAUGCAGAUCCACUCUUUCGUUAUCAAGACAGGUCUCAAUCUAGAGAUAUCAGUCUCCAAUACUAUCAUUUCAAUGUAUUCUAGAUGUUAUGAUCUUUUGAGUACGUUCAAGAUCUUUGACGAGACCAAAACCAAUCGGGAUUUAGUUUCUUGGAACACCAUUCUCUCAGCAUGCGUAAAACAUAACGAGGCGAGAGAGGUUUUCUCGUUAUUAAGACAAAUGUUUCUUUCUAAUAGUAAACCCGACAACAUCACGUUAACUAGUGUACUUGGAGCUUGCGGUCAAUUGGCAUCAAUCGAAAUGGGGGAAUGGGUUCAUGGCUACUGCGUAAAAUCUGGGUUGGAUCUUAACAUAUGUGUCAUAAAUGGAUUGAUCGACAUGCAUAUGAAGUGUGGUUCACUUAUGAACGCGGAAAAAUUGUUUAACUCGAUUGUGAAUUGUGACGUUGUCUCGUGGAGUACCAUGAUUAUCGGCUACGCUCAGUUAGGACUUGGGGAACAAGCUCUAACGUCUUUUAGGAAAAUGUGUGGACUUGGCUUGGUACCGAACGAAGUGGCGGUUGUAGGUGUCUUAACCGCUUGUAGUCACAUGAGACUAGUAGAAUUAGGUAUGCAAAUUUACAACUCAAUGGAAGUUGAGCAUGGGUUAAAACCGACAAGGGAGCAUUGUUCGUGCGUGGUUGACUUGCUUGCUCGUGCGGGAUGUAUAAAUGAAGCCGAAGAUUUCAUGAAUAAAAUGGAGUUCGAGCCAGACAUAGUCAUGUGGAAGACUCUCCUUGCUGCGUGUAGAAUUGAUAAUAACGUAGAUGUUGCUAAACGGGCUGCUGAGAAUAUUUUGAAGAUCGAUCCGUUAAAUUCUUCGGCUCAUGUUCUACUUUGCAACAUAUGUGCUUCUACCGAAAGAUGGGAGGAUGUUGCGAAAAUUAGAAUUUUGAUGAAGAAAAGGAGAAUCAGGAAAGUGCCCGGUCAAAGCUGGAUUGAAGUGAAGAAUUGUAUCCAUAGGUUUUUAUCGGAAGAUAAUUCUCAUCCUGAAGGUGACAGAUUACGGACAGUGCUUCAAGAUUUAUGGCAGCCGAUGCUGGACGAUGGUUAUGCUCCAAUGCAUAAAACAGGUUUGAUUUCUGAAAGAUGAAUUGUUGGAUUAUCAAGUUUCUUUUUAUGUAUAAAAUACUAUUGACAAUAUUUUGAAAAUGAGAAAGCACAAAAAGAACUUGUUAACUUAC